Molecule: messenger RNA, 5167 nt
Organism: Cicer arietinum (chickpea)
Lineage: Eukaryota; Viridiplantae; Streptophyta; Magnoliopsida; Fabales; Fabaceae
Product: pentatricopeptide repeat-containing protein At3g16610
Biological process (GO): RNA modification
Molecular function (GO): zinc ion binding; protein binding; RNA binding
Source: RefSeq, a predicted model, not a curated record
GGUAAGAUGAUAAAAUGAAUAACUUUUUGUCAUGUGAAUAAUAGUUAAUUUUUCUGAAAAAAACAAAAAAAAAAAAAACACAAACUCAGCUUCGCGAACCCUAAAUUCCCAAAUUCAUAAAUCCUAAAUUCCUAAAUUAAAUUCGUAGAACUCUUAAUCUCCCAUCUCUCAUUCCCCUCUGCCUUCACUCUCCUAAAUUCACGAUUUAUUUGCAAUUUCAAUUCUCGAGUUCAGUUCGCAAUUUCCUUCAGAGAAAGAGAAGAUCAAGUCGCUAUUCAGUUGGCGAUUUCAGUUUCCUCGCAUUCUCAGUAGCAAGGUAGGGCUGGGGUUGGAAGCUAGCAAAGAUGCUAAGAUGUUUUAAACGUGAAGAAGCUUUAAUCCUAAUCAAUGGCCACUGGCACAUGCCAAUUCAAAAUUGUCAUUAUCUUUCUGCUUCUCUUCCUCAUUAUACUGAUGCUGAUGCAACACAAGUUACUCGUAACUAUAUCUCACGUAAUGAAAUCAAACUUGCCCGUCGUGUGUUCGACCAAAUUCCAAAGCCGAGUGUUGUUUUGUGGAACAUGAUGAUCCGAGCGUAUGCUUGGGCUGGCCCAUAUCGACAAUCUAUUCAUCUGUACAAUCACAUGUUACAACUCGGUGUCACACCCACCAACUUCACUUUCCCUUUUGUUCUCAAAGCUUGCUCUGCUCUACAAGCAUUAGAACUUGGCAGACUUAUACAUAACCAUGCCUACAUACUUGGUCUGUCAAUGGAUCUCUAUGUUUCCACAGCCUUGCUUGACAUGUAUGCUAAGUGCGGCAAUUUGUUUGAAGCACAAACACUAUUUAAUAAUAUGUCCCUCAGGGACAGGGAUAUCGUCGCUUGGAAUGCCAUGAUUGCUGCUUUUUCAUUUCAUGCACUUCACACUGAAACAAUGCACUUGCUUGCCCAAAUGCAGCAAACAGGAAUUACUCCUAAUACUUCAACUCUUGUAUCUAUUCUACCCACAAUUGGGCAAUCUAAUGCGUUACGCCACGGGAAAGCUAUUCAUGCUCACUCUCUCAGGAAAUUCUUUUGUCAAAAUGUCGUUCUUGCAACUGCACUUUUGGAUAUGUAUGCUAAGUGCCAUCACUUAUGUUAUGCCAGGAAAAUCUUCAAUACCGUGAAUCAUAAAAAUGAGAUAUGCUGGAGCGCUAUGAUUGGAGGUUGUGUUCUUUCUGGUUCCAUGACAGAUGCAUUGGCUCUUUAUGAUGACAUGGUAUGUAUGUACAACUUGAAACCCACACCAGUCACUCUUGCAACCAUGCUUCGAGCUUGUGCAGAGCUCACUGAUUUGAAAAGAGGGACAAAAUUGCAUUGUCACAUGAUUAAGUCAGGGAUACACCUUGAUACAACUGUAGGAAACUCACUGAUAUCAAUGUAUGCUAAGUGUGGGAUUAUGGACGAUGCAGUGGGGUUUCUUGAUGAAAUGAUCACAAAAGACACAGUUUCUUAUAGUGCUAUUAUUUCAGGAUUUGUGCAAAAUGGCUAUGCAGAGAAAGCUUUACUUAUUUUUCGCCAGAUGCAGUCAUCUGGCGUUCACUUGCAUUUGGCAACUAUGAUAGCUCUACUUCCAGCUUGUUCACAUUUGGCCGCUCUACAGCAUGGGACCUGCUGCCAUGGACACGCAGUUGUUUGUGGCUUCACUAAUGACACCUCCAUUUGCAAUGCCAUUAUUGACAUGUAUUCAAAGUGUGGAAAGAUUUCUAUCAGUAGGGAGAUAUUUGAUAGGAUGCAGGAUAGGGACAUUAUUUCGUGGAAUACAGUGAUAAUUGGUUAUGGCAUUCAUGGGCUAUGCAAAGAAGCGCUUAUACUAUUCCAUGAACUACAGGCAUCAAGCUUGAAACCUGAUGAUGUGACCUUUAUUGCUGUUUUAUCUGCAUGUAGCCAUUCAGGACUUGUCACAGAAGGUAAAUAUUGGUUCAGUUCCAUGAGCCAAGACUUCAACAUCAAACCAAGGAUGGCACAUUAUAUAUGCAUGGUUGAUCUUUUGGCUCGAGCAGGAAAUUUGGAUGAAGCAUACACCUUUAUUCAAAGGAUGCCAUUUAAGCCCGACGUUCGUGUAUGGAGUGCAUUGCUUGCUGCAUGUAGGACCCAUAAAAAUAUUGAAAUUGGUGAAGAAGUGUCAAAGAAGAUCCAACUGCUGGGACCUGAAGGUACUGGAAAUUUUGUUCUUAUGUCAAACAUAUAUAGUUCUGUAGGAAGAUGGGAUGAUGCAGCACAUAUUAGAAGCUUACAAAGGCAUCACGGUUACAAGAAAAGCCCAGGAUGCAGUUGGGUUGAGAUCUCUGGUGUUAUCCAUGCAUUUAUUGGGGGCCAUCAAUCUCAUCCACAAUCAACAUCCAUAAAUAAGAAGUUACAGGAACUGCUGGUGCAGAUGAAAAAAUUGGGAUAUCGGGCAGAUUCUAGUUUUGUUCUUCAUGAUGUUGAAGAAGAGGAGAAGGAGCAGAUUCUCCUUUAUCAUAGUGAAAAAAUAGCCAUUGCAUUUGGAAUUCUAAAUACUAAUCCCAACAACCGCAUUCUAGUUACGAAAAAUCUGCGGAUUUGUGUUGACUGCCACUCUGCAAUAAAAUUCAUUACCCUCAUCUCAGAAAGGGAGAUAAUAGUAAGAGAUGCAAGUCGAUUUCAUCAUUUUAAGAAUGGAAUUUGCAAUUGUCAAGAUUUCUGGUAAGAAAAAUGCAAAGGUGGAUUUGGGUCUGGUUGUAAUCACCUGGCAGGUAUUAACCCUCUUGAUACACUUUCACUCAACCAGGUAAUGUACUUUUGUCCUUAUAUUAAUUUGUUUAUUAAAUUGAUCCUGACAACUGAAGAUAUAAAUUUAUGCUUAUAUAUCAACAGAAGCAUGGAAGAUUUGGGUGUUAAGGGAAAUAUGUUGCUUAGGCACCUGUGGGCCAAAUAGUUAUCAUAUUUAGGAGAAAAGUAUAUUUCUUAAAUUCAAGGGAGGAAGAGAAUGGAUUUCUUUCUGCACCUAGACAACAUUUAUUUGCUUAUGAUUAGAGCUUGAACCCAUAUGAUGCACAAAUGAAGUAUAUGUUGUGUGUAUUACUUUUUUUUAAAUAUAAUGUUAAUUUUAAAAAAAAAAUUAAAAAGAGAAACAAUCAAAUAUUAGGACACUUGAUAUUGUACCUCACAGUGUUUGAUGAUUUAACCCGUCAUCUUUUCAAUACAUUGAGUCUUCAGAAGUUUUAGUCAGGUACAAUUUCCUCACUUUUCUUUUCAAAUUCAAACACAAAAACAUUGGUUGACACAUUGCAGUCAUAAACACAGAGCAGUAGAGCAAAAACAAAAGGUUUUCUCAAUCGCACAUUGAGGUAAUCUCAUCUUCAUGAUCACUUUAACAUUUUUCAUUUUGUUUCUCAUUUUGCAAUUUAGAGCUCUUUUGUUUCCCUUUCACGUUUCAGAAUUUUUUCGCAUUGAAUGCAUAAAGUUCUGAUUUAUUUUCCUCUUUGAAUCUUUGAGGUGUAGCUUAAAUUGAAUGUGUAGAUUUUUCCAUUAACAAUGUGUAAAGUUCAUGGUUUUGGUUAGGGUUAUUCUGCUCCAAAUUCUUCCUCAAUAGUGAGAUCCUUUGACCAGUGAUUAUUUUUACUUUUUUAUCUUCAAACACUAAUAAAUGCACGCUACUUUUUUUUCUUCUAAAUUUUGGUGUUUCACUUUGAACAUGAUUUCAAUGGAGGCUUAGGUUUUCUUCAAGAAUUAUAGUCGGUGAGUGUUGGAUUUAAAGCUUUGAUCGCUUAUUGUUUUUUGAAUAGGGUCUUACCUAUAUUGUCAGAAUUUAGUAUUUUUUAUUGUUUGUUUGUCUUGGUUUUGUUUUUUUAUUCUCUCCCAUAUUUCAUAUGAUGGAUAACGAAAUCUACACUACUAUCAGUCUAUCACUUUUGUAACUUGAGGUUGGAACUUACUAUUUUUACUGUGUGAUAUACUAUUUGUUUUGUGUUUACUAAUAUUGAUUAAUUUUCAAAUGUAUUGUUAAAUUAUUAGGAGGAGUGAAAGUCACACUUGGUUGAGAAGAAGGAAGAGGUAAAUUACUUUUACAAUAUAGAUGGGUUUGAUGUGUUUUCUUAAAAGGUUUUUAUACUUUUUAGUUUUAUAGAAAGAUUAUUAUCCUACAAUGUCCAAUUUUAAGUGACUUAAGGUUUCCCAUUAAUUCCUCCAAAUUUCUGCUGGCUCAGUUUCAAAUACUUUUAUUAUUUAUAAAGUAUUAUGUUUUUAUUAAUUGUUAAAAAAACAACUUUUUUUUAGGGGAAGUUAAAAAAAAAACAUGAUAAGUUAGAUAAUAGAUUAGAAAGUACCAAAUUAGUGGAAUAGUAUAAUAUAAGCUGAUGUUUUCAUAUUCAUAAUUUUAUAUCAGAGCACCUUGCUCCUCUAAUGUUCAAUUUUAAGUGACUUUAGGUUUCCCAUAAUCGAUCAAUAGUUUGCUUUCUAGUCUAUAUAAAGAAAGAAAAGUAGUCAUUUCUUAAUGGUUGAAUUAACCUAUUUUUAGUUUAAGGCAAACUUAUGACUAAUGCGUGUGAUAUGGCCUCUGCUUAAUGAACAUGCAGUAUAACAUAUAAAGACAAGUCUCUUUCGAUUUAUAUUUAGAUAAAUCUAAGCCAAUAUUCUUUCUACUAUUCUGUGAUACAUACUAAGAAGUUGUCUUGAUUUUAAACGAACAUUUCCACUAGAGGACAGUAAGUCUUUAUAGGUCAUGUAUCAUGCAUGGGCUUGAAUAUUUUUGAUGAUAUUGUGGAUUUAAUCUCAGGUUUAAAUUUAUUUUAUAAUAUUCACUUUAUUUCUCAUAAUUAAUUGCAUUUGAAGUUUUCAAGAAACUUUGGCUCAAGUUACUUGAAUUCUGUUUCAGAAUCAUCGUUACCAAAGAUAAAAGGUUAAACUAAUGAGGUCAAGACCUGGUAAUGGUGGUUGUUUGUGUACUAUGUAGGGAAUAAUAGUUUAACAUUUUCUCUUGUUGCACCUGGAUUAAAAGCCUUCAUAUGAUCCUAAUGGUCGCUAUCAAACAUUUGAACUGCAGCUUCCCUUAUAACACUCUACAUAAAUAUACUUUUGUUUCAAGGUUUCUUUUAAUAAAUCAUCAGAUAAAAAUAUUUGGCUAUUUGUAAUUGAAAUUACAUUAGUAGGAAUAUGAGCUGAAAUAUCUCCUGAAUGGGUUUCAAC